Drosophila sechellia is the source of this 1950-nucleotide messenger RNA. RefSeq lists its product as uncharacterized. Gene Ontology annotation, biological process: DNA integration. The record is from RefSeq and is a predicted model, not a curated record. Gene Ontology annotation, molecular function: nucleic acid binding; zinc ion binding. The transcript is spliced from 2 exons. Bases 1 to 1950 code for a protein of 649 amino acids. NCBI's taxonomy places the organism in Eukaryota, Metazoa, Arthropoda, Insecta, Diptera, Drosophilidae.
AUGGAAGGUCAGGCCCAAAUAAAUGCCAACGCUGCGACAUCAGAAGUGGGAUACGCUUUGCCUACAAAUACCACCGAUGCAUACCUGACAGCAUUGCAAGUGCAAAACUACAACCUAAUGGAGAUUAUCAAAAAUAUGCAGACACCAAAGGCAUCAGCAACGGAUGAAAAGGGAAAACUUAUAACUCUCCCAAAGUUUCAUCCUGAGGGAGCUGGUGCAGAUGCCUCAGCUUGGUGCACAACAGUGGAUCUCAUUUUUGCUGAUAAAAUUCCCGAAGGUAGCAGCCUGAUGAUAACAUUAAGUAAGGCGCUAGAGGGAAGCGCAUCACAAUGGCUGUCCCAAAUAUGCUUUGCUGGCAUCACAUGGCCACAAUUUAAGGAACUCUUCGUUCAACGCUUCGUUGGCAUCGAAACGUCUGCUGCCACCCUGAUGAAAAUUUUGAACGGGCGACCAAAGUCUGGAGAAAGUCACACCGAAUAUGGAAGCCGAAUCGUCACCUUACUUAUGUCCAAAUUUAAAUCGAUUGAUCUGGAGGAAAUUGCGGUUUCACUUACGCUGGCUCACAUGGCACAAAUCGAUGACAAAUUGUCGCGCUGGGUUUUUACAAACAAUAUUAAAACUCGAAAUGACAUGCAACAACAACUACAAGCGCACACUUUUCAAAAACGGAACUUUGAUGACGACGCAUCUACAACAGGCCCGGAGCGUAAAAAGUUUAAGUAUCACUCUCAAGUAAAAUGCAACUAUUGUGGAAAGACUGGACAUAAAUAUGCUGAAUGUCGUGCUCGGCAGAAGUCACAAAAUCAAGGAAAAAGUGGCAACGGAAGUUCAACGCAAGGAUCAAAAGACCGUAAGACCAAAUGUUUGCCGAUAAUACCAAGGGGCUUUCGAUGGGCCGUCAUAAAUCACGUCCAUGAAUCCAUUAUGCACCUUGGAUGGGAAAAGACGCUGGACAAAGUCUUUUGUUAUUACUGGUUCGAAAAUAUGCCUAAAUAUGUGCGUAGAUUCGUAGAAAAUUGCAUUACUUGUAAAGUUUCUAAGCCACUAGCGGGAAAAGUGCAGGCUGAGCUGCAUCCAAUCCCUAAAAUAGAAAUACCAUGGCAUACGAUACAUAUUGACAUCACAGGCAAAUUGAGUGGCAAAAAUGAUUUCACCAAGUUUGUUUAUUUUCAUCACACACUAAAUAUAGAUUCUGAUAGCUGCAUUAAGGCUGUAAAGUCAGCCGUGUCCUUGUUUGGUUUACCCACUCGAAUUAUAGCAGAUCAAGGACGUAGUUUCGCAAGUAAAAGCUUUCGCGAUUUUUGCUCCUCUCAAAAAAUUAAUCUACAUUUAAUUGCUACGGGUGCAAGUAGAGCAAACGGUCAGGUAGAACGUGUCAUGAGUACCCUGAAAGGUAUGCUAACGGCUGUAGAGUCUAGUCAGAGAUCAUGGCAGGAUGCGUUGGCUGAAGUGCAGCUAGCAAUGAAUUGCACGAUUAAUCGUGUGACUAAAUGUAGCCCUUUGGAAUUAUUGAUUGGCAAAGAAGCUCGACCUUUUGGCCUGUUGCCGCUAAACGAAGAUAACGAUGAUGAGGUAGACAGAGAAAAUUUGAGAAAGGAGGCUAAAAAGAACAUGAAAACUCAAGCCGAAUACGAUAAAAAUAGGUUUGAUAAAAAUAAGGCUAAGAUAGUACAUUUUAAAGUGGGUGAUCACGUUUUGCUCAAAAACGAAGAACGUCAUCAAGUUAAACUCGAUCCUAAAUUUAAAGGACCAUUUAAGAUAAUUGAAGUAUUGGAUGGAGAUAGAUAUACGCUAAAAUCUUUAACAUGUAAACGAACAUAUAAGUAUUCUCAUGAAUGUUUAAGAGCAAUACCAAACAAUCAGAUACACGAUGAGUUAUGUAAAGACAGGGACAGCUCGAUAGGAGUUGUGUCGGUUGCCCAAAUAGAGGAACUGAAGACCGCACCAUAG